AUGACUGGAGUAUUCGACCGAAGGAUUCCGAGUUUCAAACCUGCCGACUUCCAGAACCCUUUUCAGGUUUCCACCACAAUGCACCACCCGUCUCAGGAAUCCCCUACGCUACCCGAGUCUACGGCCACGGAUUCUGGCUACUAUAGCCCGGCUGGAGCAGUGCACCAUGGCUAUUGUUCGCCUAAUUCCACCUCGUAUGGGAAACCUCUCAAUGCCUAUCAAUACCAGUACCACGGCGUAAACGGAUCUGCGGGAAAUUACCCUGCAAAAACAUACCCAGACUACAGCGCAUACACAGCCUCUGCUUACCACCAAUAUGCUGGAACUUAUAGCAGAGUACAACCACAACCAUUAAGUCCGCAAGAAAAAGAAGUAGCAGAACCUGAAGUGAGGAUGGUAAACGGAAAGCCCAAGAAAGUCAGAAAACCACGGACAAUCUACUCCAGUUUUCAGCUAGCUGCCCUGCAGCGGAGAUUUCAGAACACACAGUACCUCGCGCUGCCAGAGAGAGCAGAGCUCGCGGCUUCGUUGGGACUCACGCAAACGCAGGUCAAGAUCUGGUUCCAGAACAAAAGGUCGAAACUGAAGAAAAUUAUGAAGAAUGGUGAGCUUCCACCGGAACACAGUCCGAGCUCCAGCGACCCUAUGGCAUGCAACUCUCCGCAGUCCCCCGCCGUCUGGGACACGCAUGGCCCGUCCAGGCCUCACAGCCACCAGGCGCAGAACAUCAACCCCGCGGCCUCCACCUUUUUGGAAAACUCCGCGUCUUGGUACUCCACGGCUGGUGCCAUGAAUUCUCACCUCCAGGCCCCCAACUCGAUACAGCACUCUUUGGUUCUUGGAUCUGGGACGUUAUACUGA
Salvelinus namaycush (lake trout) is the source of this 861-nucleotide messenger RNA. Its product is annotated as homeobox protein Dlx5a-like. The record is from RefSeq and is a predicted model, not a curated record. NCBI's taxonomy places the organism in Eukaryota, Metazoa, Chordata, Actinopteri, Salmoniformes, Salmonidae. The transcript has 3 exons. Gene Ontology annotation, biological process: cell differentiation; anatomical structure formation involved in morphogenesis; embryo development. Gene Ontology annotation, molecular function: RNA polymerase II cis-regulatory region sequence-specific DNA binding; DNA-binding transcription factor activity, RNA polymerase II-specific. The coding region runs from base 1 to 861 and encodes 286 amino acids.